This is a messenger RNA of Humulus lupulus (European hop), 1505 nucleotides long. Its product is annotated as protein transport protein SEC13 homolog B-like. Gene Ontology annotation, cellular component: COPII vesicle coat; nuclear pore outer ring. The coding region runs from base 312 to 1220 and encodes 302 amino acids. Gene Ontology annotation, biological process: COPII-coated vesicle budding; protein import into nucleus. Lineage: Eukaryota; Viridiplantae; Streptophyta; Magnoliopsida; Rosales; Cannabaceae. The transcript has 3 exons. Gene Ontology annotation, molecular function: structural molecule activity; protein binding. The record is from RefSeq and is a predicted model, not a curated record.
AAAAUCCCCAAUUCUAACGCUCAGUCCCAUUUCCCCUCCUCAAUUCCUCUCUCGAAUCAUCUCUCUCAUCCCACCCCGGUCGCUCUCUUCCUCGGCACGGCAACCACCGCCCACCACCUUUGUCCUCUCGCAAAAACCUUUCCUCUUCCUCUCUCCAUUAACGACCUCACUUUCUCUUGGGUUCUCUGUCGUUCCUCUCAGACGGCACCACCACCACCACCACCACCACUGUUCUCAUAGAUUUAACUAUUAAAGAGCUGCUAGCAACUAGCAAGGAAAGAUUAGGCAAGUUGGAAAAAAAGUCACAAAUAAUGCCUCCACAAAAGAUUGAAACAGGUCACCAGGAUACUGUCCAUGGUAUAGCCAUGGAUUACUAUGGAAAGCGUCUGGCUACGGCUUCAUCUGAUGCUACCAUUAAGAUUGUUGGUGUUAGCAACAACGCUGGUUCACAGCACCUUGCCACAUUGAGUGGUCACAGAGGUCCUGUUUGGGAGGUAGCUUGGGCGCACCCCAAGUUUGGAUCCAUCCUUGCUUCUUGUUCCUAUGAUGGUCAAGUGAUAAUCUGGAAGGAGGGUAAUCAAAACGAAUGGCAACAGGCACAUGUUUUUAAUGACCACAAGACAUCUGUGAACGCCAUUGAUUGGGCACCUCACGAGGUUGGUCUUUGCUUGGCUUGUGGAUCAUCUGAUGGGAAUAUCUCGGUUCUCACAGCCAGAACUGAUGGUAGUUGGGACACCACCAGAAUAGAUCAAGUCCAUCCUGUUGGAGUAACCUCUGUUUCAUGGGCCCCAUCUAUGGCUCCUGGGUCUCUAGUUGGUUCAGGUUUAACGGAUCCCGUUCAGAAGCUAGCUUCUGGUGGCUGUGAUAAUACUGUUAAAGUAUGGAAGCUGUAUAACGGGACUUGGAAGAUGGAUUGCUUUCCUGCUCUUCAGAUGCACACUGAUUGGGUAAGAGAUGUUGCUUGGGCACCCAACUUAGGGCUUCCAAAAUCCACAAUUGCAAGUGCCUCACAGGAUGGUACAGUAGUCAUAUGGACUGUGGCCAAGGAAGGAGAUCAAUGGGAGGGGAAAGUUCUGAAGGAUUUUAAGACCCCAGUUUGGAGGGUGUCAUGGUCGCUUACUGGAAACUUAUUGGCCGUGGCUGACGGGAAUAACGAUGUAACAUUGUGGAAAGAAGCUGUUGAUGGUGAGUGGCAAGAAGUGACCACAGUUGAAACAUAGGCUUCAGUUUAUUACUGCUUUGAAGUGAUAUAUAUUUUCGUCUCAUCAUUAACUAGUUUGUCGAUUUCAUAUGAUGAUAUUCUUGAGAAUUUAUUUUGUAAUGAGUACUUCCAUUUACGUAUUUCCGUGAUGGCUUGGGAUUUAAUUUCUACUGGUAGGUAGUAAAUUCCAUUUACUUAUAUCCGAUGUUUGGUUGAUGAGGCUAUUGAGGUUCACCAUUUUGGACUGUUUCUCUUUAUUCAUUUGCGACAAUAUUUUAAAUAUUACUAGCUUUAGUUGCCAAGA